Molecule: messenger RNA, 2055 nt
Organism: Lichtheimia ornata
Lineage: Eukaryota; Fungi; Mucoromycota; Mucoromycetes; Mucorales; Lichtheimiaceae
Exons: 21
Coding region: 1-2055 (684 amino acids)
Biological process (GO): telomere maintenance via telomerase
Cellular component (GO): telomerase catalytic core complex
Molecular function (GO): telomeric repeat DNA binding; telomerase RNA binding
Source: RefSeq, a predicted model, not a curated record
AUGACAUUCCGUACCCCAACCAACGUGAUAGAUCGUCGUCAACUCACCUACACUACUUCUACUGCAAUUGGACGCUUCAAUGGCAAGAAGAAACGGCUUCGAUCGAUCAACGACAUUAUGCAUCAAGUGAUCCAGCGUCAUAAGAAGGUCAACUUGCUGAAUACGUUGUAUGCUACAUGUGCAGUACCUGGGCAACGAGAUACCGUUGAGCGCAUGGCAUCAUCGCACAAGGCAGUAUGCGCUUUCAUCAUCAAACAACUACAACAAGUAUUCCCUCCUGAAUUCUGGGGCUCUCGUCAUAACUAUGCGGUGAUCCUGGAAGGCAUUCGAAAACUGGUGAUGAUGCGUAAACGAGAAACGGUCCGCGUUCCAUAUCUUUUACGUGGUUUCAAGGUGAGCCAAUGCACAUGGCUCGGCUCCAGCUCCUCUGGGAUUGUUCCUUCCGACAUGAAAGUGCGUAUCAACAUUCUAUCACAGGUGAUGCACUGGUUUUAUCAAAGCUAUCUUAUCCCCUUGAUGCGUUCAUGUUUUCAUAUCACGGAGGGCUCAUCACAAGGGAACAAGCUAUUCUAUUUUCGACGCGACGUAUGGGAUCAAAUGUCACAUUCGUUCUUUAAUCAGCUUUCGUUCCGCUUUGAACCUGUGGAUAAGGUGCAUACGUCCGAGCGUCAUCUGGGUGCGUCACCGCUAAAGUUAAUUCCUAAGGGGGAUACCUUUCGGACGAUUACCAAUAUGAAGAAUGCGGUCUUGCCGAGUUCAGGUGCACGAAAGGACAACAACCACCAUCUCAGGAUCAUUUUGACAGUUCUUCAAUUCGAAAAGACCCAAAACCCAGGGAUACUUGGAAGUACGGUGAUCAGUCCAAAAGAUCUUUGGGAGCGGCUGACAACAUAUAAACGUCGAAUGAAGGAUCGAACAAGCUCGUACCACUUCUUCAAGGCUGAUAUCAAGCGCUGCUUUGAUAGCAUUGAACAAGAUCGACUGCUACUGAUUUUGGAGGAUUUGCUUCAAGACAAACGAUACGCCAUCAGAUGGAAGGACAAGGAAACCAAGGGUACAUUGGCACGGGGCCUUCCACUCAUUGUCUAUUUUGACGACUGGAGUCGCAUGUCGAAAAGUGAUAAGACACAAUAUUGGACUUACUCAGGCGACAACCUAUUAUCAUUGUUGAAGGAGCAUAUAAAAGCAAAUACCAUCAAGUAUCGAAGCAAAUUUUAUCGACAAAAAAUUGGUAUACCCCAAGGAUCAUGUUUAUCCUCGCUCCUCUGCAGCUAUUUUUACGCAUGUAUGGAACGGCAAUACCUGUCAUUUAUCCAAUCCGAUCGUGAAGCUCUUCUACUGCGAUAUGUGGACGACUUUUUGCUGAUCACUCCAAAUCAAGAGACUAUAAAUGCAUUUGCAACCUUUGUAUUGAAUGGUGCCAAGGACUUUGGUUGUGAAUUCAACGCGCAAAAAUCAAUGUCGACGAUGAGGAUCGAAGCCAAUGAUUCCAUUACUGUAUGUACAACACCAGAAUUUCCUUGGUGCGGCUAUUUAUUCCAUAAAGAGACGCUGGAUGUCUUCUCUGACUAUACCCGAUAUUCAAACACUGGCAUGAACGACUUGCUCACAGUGAACUAUACCCCAACAGCCUCCGAUCUUAUACACAAAGCUACUCAGGCGAUAAAAUUGAAGCAACAAUUGAUAUUGACGGAUCCAUCAUACAACUGCACCAACACGUUGUAUCGCAACGCCUAUGAAAGAUAUCUUCUUGCUGCCGUGAAACUUAGCGUUUAUUGCAAAGAGCUUUGGAUUGCAGAUGGAAAGAGGCCAUUACCCCCGAUGUACCUUUACGAUGUUGCCAAGCAGAUCUACGAGCGAACCUAUGAUGCCUCGAAAUCGGUGGAUAGGGACAUGGAGCGUGGCCUCUUCAUCCGUGCCUUCAUAACGGUUUUUCAACGAUGCCCACAAUUAUUCUCUGGUGUGAUUGAUCUACUUCAUGAUGCUCUUCUCGAGAUUAAAAAUCGACAUCACAUAUCCCGUAUGAUUUCAUCUUGGCCGGAGACGGGUCUCUGA